Molecule: messenger RNA, 1783 nt
Organism: Suncus etruscus (white-toothed pygmy shrew)
Lineage: Eukaryota; Metazoa; Chordata; Mammalia; Eulipotyphla; Soricidae
Gene: BCO1
Product: beta-carotene oxygenase 1
Exons: 11
Coding region: 56-1741 (561 amino acids)
Biological process (GO): retinal metabolic process; carotene catabolic process
Molecular function (GO): carotenoid dioxygenase activity; beta-carotene 15,15'-dioxygenase activity
Source: RefSeq, a predicted model, not a curated record
ACAGCCUUAGGAGCACUGCUGGGACACGGACUCUAUCCUGAGAACCUGCCUGGGUAUGGAUGUCAUCUUCGGUAGAAACAAGAAGGAGCAGGCGCAGCCCCUGAGAGCCCAGGUGAUGGGCCAGAUCCCAGCUUGGCUGCAGGGGACGCUGCUCCGCAAUGGGCCGGGGAUGCACACUGUGGGCGAGAGCCGCUACAACCACUGGUUUGAUGGCAUGGCGCUGAUCCACAGCUUUACCAUACAGAAGGGUGAGGUUCACUACCGGAGCAAAUACCUGCGGAGUGACACUUACAAGGCCAAUAUCGAGGCCAACAGAAUCGUGGUGUCGGAGUUCGGGACGAUGGCCUAUCCAGACCCCUGCAAAAACAUCUUUUCCAAAGCCUUCUCCUACCUGUCCCACAUCUUGCCUGACUUCACCGAUAACUGCCUCAUCAACAUUAUGCAAUGUGGGGAUGACUUUUAUGCCACCACGGAGACAAACUACAUCCGCAAAAUCGACCCGAAGACACUCGACACACUGGAUAAGGUUGACUAUCGGAAGUAUGUGGCUGUGAAUCUGGCCACAUCCCAUCCACAUUAUGAUGAGGCUGGAAAUGUUUUCAACAUGGGCACCUCGAUUAUGGACAAGGGGAAGACAAAAUAUGUGAUGUUCAAGAUUCCUGCCACAGUGCCAGAAUCCAAGAAGAAGAAGGACCCCUGGAAGCACAUCGAGGUGCUCUGCUCCAUCCCCUCUCGCUCCCACCUCUCUCCCAGCUACUUCCACAGCUUUGGGCUCACCCCUCACUACACCGUGUUCCUGGAACAACCUUUUAAGAUGGACAUAAUUGGGCUGGCCACGGCCUACUUCCGGGGGAAGAACUGGGCAUCCUGCCUCACCUUCCACAAGGAUGACAAGACCCACAUCCAUGUGAUAGAGCGGAACACAGGCCGGUCGCUGCCCAUCCAGCUGUACACAGAUGCCAUGGUCGUGUACCAUCAUGUUAAUGCCUAUGAGCAGGAUGGCUGCCUGCUGGUGGAUGUCAUCGCCUACUCUGACAGCAGCCUGUUUGACCUCUUCUACCUGGCCAACCUCAACCAGGACUUUGCAGAGAAUGCCAAGCUCACGGCCAUGCCCACCCUCAAAAGGUUUGCUGUGCCCUUAUGUGCUGAGCAGGUCCAGAGUGCAGCAGUGGGCUCCAAUCUCAUCACCCUGACAUCAACCACAGCCACAGCAGUGAAGGAGAAAGGUGACCUUGUCUACUGCAAGCCAGAGGUGCUGUGUGAAGGCUUGGAGCUGCCUCGCAUCAAUUAUGCUCACAACGGGAAACCUUAUCGAUAUGUAUAUGCAGCUGAAGUUCAGUGGAACCCUAUUCCCAAUCAGAUUGUCAAAUAUGACCUUCUCACAAGGACGGCAUUGAAAUGGGGCGAGGAGCACUGCUGGCCAGCAGAGCCACUGUUUGUGGCAGCACCCGGGGCUCAGGCUGAGGAUGACGGAGUCAUCCUCUCCACUGUUAUCUCCACUGACCCCCAAAAGUCACCAUUUCUACUGAUCCUGGACGCUCAGAGUUUUACGGAACUAGCUCGCGCCUCUGUAGAUGUGGAUAUGCACCUGGACCUCCAUGGGCUAUUUGUCCCACACACAGACAGCACUGCUGGGGAUCAGGUCACUCCCCCUCAAGAGGAGCAGGAGGAGGAGGAUGGGUCCUCUGGGGCCCAUGGAGGAGGUUCCAGCACUCUGCAGCAACUCUCCUUUGCUUUAUAAGUCAUGCAUAGUAUCUGUACUUUUUCUCAAUGAUAAAGAACA